This is a messenger RNA of Arabidopsis arenosa, 1699 nucleotides long. The record is from the annotation of a GenBank genome assembly. NCBI's taxonomy places the organism in Eukaryota, Viridiplantae, Streptophyta, Magnoliopsida, Brassicales, Brassicaceae.
GACGAGAUACUGAUAGAGAAAGAGAGCUCAUUCUCAAGAUCUGCUUUUUUUUUUUUUUGGUUAGAAUCCUUUCUUCUUUGUCAUAGCCAUGGUUUCAACCACCAAGAUCAAGUCCGUUGAUUUCUACAGGAAAAUCCCAAGAGAUUUGACAGAAGCAUCUCUCUCUGGUGCUGGUUUGUCCAUUGUAGCUGCCCUUGCUAUGUUGUUUUUGUUUGGAAUGGAGCUGAGUAGUUAUUUGGCAAUCAACACUAGCACAUCUGUAAUAGUUGACAAAAGCUCUGAUGGGGACUUCUUAGACAUUGAUUUCAACAUCAGCUUUCCUGCCCUCUCAUGUGAAUUUGCAUCAGUUGACGUGAGCGACGUGUUUGGAACUCACAGGUUGAAUAUAACGAAAACGAUUAGAAAAGUUCCAAUUGAUCCGCAUUUAAGAGCCACUGCUGCGGAAUUUCACUCCAGCUCCGGAUUACAUCUCAUCAACCAUGGAGACGAAGAUCAUGGUGACAAUAGUACUUAUGCUGAUAUACCAUUAACUGGUGCUGCUUUUGAGAAGUUUACACAUCAUUUUCAAAUUUUGGUUGUUAAUUUUUAUGCGCCAUGGUGCUACUGGAGUAAUCGCCUGAAACCAUCUUGGGAGAAAGCAUCUCAAAUAACGAGAGAGAGAUAUAAUCCUGGAACUGAUGAUCGUGUUCUUUUAGGAAGUGUUGAUUGCACAGAAGAACCUACUCUAUGUAAGAGCAAUCAUAUACAAGGCUACCCAUCUAUUCGAAUUUUCCGCAGAGGCAGUGAUCUUAGGGAGGACCAUGGGAACCACGAACAUGAAUCUUACUAUGGAGAUCGGGACACAGAUAGCUUAGUCAAGAUGGUGGAAGAACUGCUCAAACCUAUAAAAAAGAAGGAUCAUAAGUUGGCUUUGGAUGGUAAAUCUGAUAAUACGGCUUCAACUAUUAAAAAGGCACCAGUAAGUGGUGGUUGUAGAAUUGAAGGAUAUGUUCGUGCAAAGAAGGUUCCCGGCGAACUUGUAAUCUCAGCUCAUUCAGGAGCUCAUUCUUUUGAUGCUUCUCAAAUGAACAUGUCGCAUAUUGUUACCCAUCUCUCAUUUGGUACAAUGGUUUCAGAAAGGUUAUGGACUGAUAUGAAACGAUUACUGCCUUAUCUUGGCCAAAGCCAUGACAGGCUGAAUGGAAAAUCUUUCAUAAAUCAACGAAAAUUUGAUGUCAAUGUUACCAUCGAACACUACUUGCAAAUAGUCAAAACAGAGGUCAUUUCAAGAAGAUCCGGCAAAGAACACUCAUUGAUUGAGGAAUAUGAAUAUACGGCUCAUAGCAGCGUAGCUCAUAGUUACCAUUAUCCCGAAGCAAAGUUUCAUUUUGAGCUCUCUCCAAUGCAGGUUUUAAUAAGCGAGAACCCAAAAUCAUUCUCGCACUUCAUCACAAAUGUUUGCGCCAUAAUAGGAGGUGUUUUUACGGUCGCGGGAAUACUAGAUUCGAUAUUUCAAAACACAGUUAGAAUGGUGAAAAAGAUCGAACUCGGGAAAAACAUUUGAUCAGGAAUGAGUGAGGUUAGAUGUUAGUUUUUCAGUUUUAUUAAGAACUCUACAAAACCAUAGAAAAAAAUAACCUCAGUUUUUUUUACAUACCUUGUAGACCCUGUUUAUUUUCGAAUAGCAGUUUGAAAGAGAGAAUAAAGAAACAAUUUUCUU